Molecule: messenger RNA, 960 nt
Organism: Oldenlandia corymbosa var. corymbosa
Lineage: Eukaryota; Viridiplantae; Streptophyta; Magnoliopsida; Gentianales; Rubiaceae
Source: the annotation of a GenBank genome assembly
AUGUUGACUAUGAAAAGUGUUAAAAGUAACAUCAUGAGUCAUGACAGCUUAAUCUACAGCAAAGUUGAUUCCAAUUACUUUCACUUUUUGAAGACAAAUUACAAGUCUUUACUCUUAGAGCUGGAAGCCCGAAUCGGAGAAAAAAAAAAAUCGAAGGUAUUCGAGAUGGGAUCGGAAGCAGAGAGCCUGAUUAGCAAUCUGAUGGUGAAGAUCAAGGAAAUGGUGGGAGAUUUUGGAACCUGUGAGAAUAUCAUUCAGGGUGUGAAACAGAGUUUGAUGUCGUUCUUCCUAAUGAUACAGAAUCUGGGUUUGUUUAUCAUGGUCUGGUUGGAUAAUGUAUUCCCACCGGAAACAAGAACAGUGGAGAGAAUGGCGGGACGGUUGGUGAUGAUUGUGGAAAUCAUCCGGGCCAAGUUUAAGGAGAUGGGUGCAGAUGAAAUGGUUCAAUUUCUGCUGGAGAAAUCCAAGGUGCUGUUUCUGAUAGUGGAAAACUCUGUUUCUUUUUCGGUAUCCUGGUUGGGAGAAGUAUUCCCACCAGAAACAAGGAAUUUGAAGGGAGUUUGGGUAGUGGUGAUGAAGACGACGGAAAUCACCCGGAUCAAAUUGAAAGAAAUCGGAGCAGAUGAGAUGAUUUACAAUCUGGGUCAGAAAUUGAAUAAGGUUCUAUUCUGGAUGAUGGAAAAAUUGGGUUCCAUUCUGAUGGCCUUGUUGGGCAGGAUUUUUCCACCGGAGACUAGAAAAGAGCGGAUCCGGUACUGGAUUCUUGUGGGUGGACCUUAUGCCGCCGUCGCAGUACUACUAAUCAUGGUGCUCAUUGUGUUUGGGAAUUGCAGCAGCAAGAAGGGAGAGAAGAUGAUGAAAGCUCCUGGAAGGGAGUUUAGGAUGCCAAGAAGAGAUUUUGAAGCCAACCCGAAAGGGUAUUUUCAUGGAAUCCGUGGUAACAAACACAAGAAAUGCUGA